Tetrahymena thermophila SB210 is the source of this 3363-nucleotide messenger RNA. RefSeq names its product cation channel family protein. The record is from RefSeq and is a predicted model, not a curated record. Gene Ontology annotation, cellular component: membrane. Gene Ontology annotation, biological process: transmembrane transport; monoatomic ion transport. Lineage: Eukaryota; Ciliophora; Oligohymenophorea; Hymenostomatida; Tetrahymenidae. The transcript has 4 exons. Gene Ontology annotation, molecular function: monoatomic ion channel activity.
AUGUAGUCAAAUAAUACUGAUAUUAAUUCUAUCUAAUUUACUUAGCAACUACAAACUACUCCUUAAAGGAUAGAUACAGAUAUCUUUUCAAAAUAAGAAUUUAGUGAAAUCGUUGAUGAAGAGCCUUUUAGCUAGGCACCUAAAGUUUUAUAGUCUGUCUCUUCAAAGAAAGUUAGAAAAGUGGUGAACACAAGUCCUCAAAAGGUCGAUGCCAUUAGCCAAUUGAAUUUAAUUUCUAACAACAUUAUCGACUAAGAUAUCGAAAAUAAAAGUGGGUUUAUACCUAUCUUUUUACAUAAAAGUGCUAAGUCUAAAAGCUCAAAUAAAAAUUUGCUCUGCUCCUAAAUAAAUAUAGGAAAUGCAUCAAUGAUUAGCGAGUAGGAUAAAAGUUAAGUUGGAUUAACUUUAAUGACUGAAGAGUAACCUCUUUAGCCUUAGUAGCAAAAUCAAGCAUUAUAUAUUUAAAAUUAGUUAGGAUAAAGCAGACAUUAAGGAUUAAAUCUUUACCAAAUGAGAGAGAAACAAAAUAUAAAACUUUCAAAUAAAUUAGAUGAGAAUAAGGAUGAAUAAACUCCUUAUGAUAAAUACAUACAGACAAGUAUUUAGAUGGGGAUUAUAGAUGAUGAUAAUAAUUAUGCUUUGAAAAAUAAAUAGUAAAUGAAUUAAUAAGGCAAUUAACAAUAAACCAAUAAUAAAUAAUAAUAAAAUGUAAAUGAGCAAACAGCAGGAAAAAUGACAAAAUACAAUUAACUUCUUAAAGAUUUUGUUUAAAAGAAAAAGUAGAAAGAAAUAAAGUAGUAAAACUCAAAACUGUCUGUUAUUAACUAAGAAAGCAAUCAAGAUUAAUCAAAUAUUUUGAAAUCAACAAAUGUAAAGGUCAAAAAUCUAGUUUAAAAAGCUGUAAUGCAAUGGAAAGAGUAUUCAAGUUCAUGGGUUUAGCAAUAGCUUAGUGAAAAUGCAUAUAAAAUAGUUAAUGACAAAGCAUAUUUGACUGAGUAGUAGCUGCUAGAGUCUGAGAAUUUUAAUUCAAGUUUGAUUUCAAAAACUAGAAAGCGAUUUAACAGAAGAGUGGCAACGUUAUAUAAACAAAAUAAAAUGAAAGUAAAGAAUUGCUUAUUUGAGAUAGUUCAAAAGUGGAAAUCUAUUAAAACUAUUGAACCAAGUAGUACAAUCCUUCUCUAUUGGGAUAUUAUCCAUAUACUUUGCAUAAUCUUCAAUAUUUAUUAUAUUAUAAUUGAAUGGGUUACUGAAAUUAACUUCAAGUCAAAUUAUGGUCUUCCUUGGAUUAUAUCGAUCCUCAUCAGUUUAGCUAUCUUUGGCAUAGACAUGGUUUUAAAUUUUCAUAAAGGAUUCUAUUAUGAAGGGGUUUGUAUUUACGAUAAGUGGAAAAUAGCCAAAUUUUACAUGACCAAAAAUUUCUUUUUUGAUAUGUGUGCAAUAAUACCGUUAAUAGUCAGUAUUUAAGAAUACAGUGGUUAUAUAAAGAUUUUAGCUGUAUUGAUUUUAUUUAAGCUCCAAACUGUUAUUUAUAUCUUAUCAAAAUAUAAAGACUUAUACUCUACAUUAUCUUCUAACUACUAUACCUCUCCUAUUAUUUACUUAAUCAAGCUAGCACUAACUAUUCUCUUUGUUGCUCACAUCUUUUCCUCUUUCUUUUUAGGACUGGCGAUUCAUAUUGAAAAAAAUUAGACAUAUGAUACGACUUGGAUUAUGCAAAGAGGACUUUAAUAAUAGUCAUGGCUAAUUUAGUAUAUAUUUUCUUUUUAUUGGGCUGUGUGCACUAUGACAACUGUUGGAUAUGGAGAUAUCACUCCUCAGAAUCCCAUGGAAGCUGGAUAUGUCAUAGUGACGAUGUUUCUUGCUUGUGGAUUUUUUGGAUAUACCUUUAACACAAUUGGAUCUAUGGUCUAAGAAAUAUAAAAUAGGAGUAAAGAAUUUAAUGAAUAAAUGAAGGUGGUUAAUGUUUUCUUGCAAAAUAACUCUGUUUCUAACGACCUCAAACUUCGAAUUAGGAAAUAUUUUGAAUUCAAAAGAAGCUCAAAUAGAACAGAAAUUUCUAAAAAUUAAGAAAAUGAAAUAUUGGAAUAAUUAGAUGAAGAACUAAAAGAUUUAGUUAUUUCUGAAAUAGGAGUGCAAAGAUACAAAUAAAUUAAGGAUAUAACUUAAAUAUUUGAGCCUUUCAGUGAUAAAAUGAAAAAAUAGCUACAUGAAAUCACUGAAGAAAUCAUAAUUAGAGGAGAAGAAUCUAAAUAUUCUAUUAUAUAAGCAGGUCAAAUUGAGGAUUUCUAUGAUUUUUACAUUAUUUUGAAUGGUAAAGCGAAUAUCUACAUGAAAGAAGAUUAAGGAUACCCAAACGAAGUAUCAUCAGUAGGAGGCUUUUUUGACGCAGCUAAGAGUGAAAUGAUGAAUUAGGAUAAGAAAGAAAAUAAAAAACAAUAAAUUCCUUAACCUGUUUAUGUCUUGCAAAGCAAAUCAUUUUUUGGAGAGACAUCUUUUUUUACAAAUUAACCUCGAAAGUUUACAAUAAAGUGUGAUAAAAAUACAAAACUUUUGAGGAUUUCUUAGAAACUCUUUUUGGAUCUAGUUAGAUAGAAUGAAGAAGAUUACGAAACUUUUUGUUAAAUGAGAGAUGAUAUGAUUUUAAAUUAGAAUUUUAGCUAAAUAGGAUCAACUUGCUUGGCUUGUAAUAAAUAAGGACAUGAUAUUGUUAGAUGUAAGUAUAUACACUAUAAUAUUGACAAGUAUUCAUUUAUGUAAAGAAAAUUACUGUCAGAGAAAUAUGAAAAUGAGAAUUAAAAAAAUGAAAAUAUUUCGUUCAAAAGAAAGAGAAAUAAAAAAUAUAAAUAUUAUUAAUUUUUGAAUUAUAAUAAUUCUAUAACUGACAAAACGCCAAAUUAGAAGACAUAAACUCCUCUCUCUAAAAAGUCACUUAAAUCAACAUCUUUUAAAUAAAUACCAGUUUUGCUUACAAUCAUGUCAAAUAAUGAGGAAAAAAAUGAUACUAGAGAAUAUUAAAAUCUAGAUUAAUCAGACCAAAUGCAAGAAUUUAAAUAUUAUUUUCCUGAAUCAAACUUUUCUUGUGUUUUAUUGAAAAUAUUGAUCUUUAAUUUCAAAAAACAAAAGAAAAAAGAAUAUUUAUGCUAAUAAAGCGAUAUAUCUUCUGUUCUUAAGUAAAUAAACAACAAACAAUCUACUUUUAGUGUUUUUAGUAACAAUUUUAAUACCAAAAAAUUUAGUAAUCUAAAUAUAAAUAACAAUAGCAAUAAUAUCAACUAAGGCUUAAACUAACCUAAGAAAAAGUUUAAAUCGAUAAGAGAAAUAGUUGAAGCACUAAAAAACAAUCUUAAAAGUUAAUAAUAAUGA